GUCUCAAUUAGGAAAAGCCAGGGCUGAUGGGGGAAGGGAAGGGAGGCUUCUUCAACUUCAUCACACCCUGUGUCUCUGCUCCAGCCCCCACGGCUUCCCUCCCGGGCUGCAGAGCUCAGGAGGGGCUGAGGAACCAUGUCCCCAACGCUGCCUGCCCUCUUCUGCCUUGGACUGUGUCUGGGGAAGGCGAUGCAAGCUCAGAACGGCCCACUGCCCAAGCCCUCCCUCCAGGCCCUGCCCAGCUCCCUUGUGCCCCUGGGGAAGCCGGUGACCAUCCGCUGCCUGGGGCCUCCGGGUGUGGACUUGUACCGCCUGGAGAAACUGAGAUCCGGGAAGUAUAUGGACCAGGCCGUCCUCGCCAUUCCGGCCAUGACGAGAGAGCACGCCGCACGCUACCGCUGCUCCUACCAGAAUGGGAGCCUCUGGUCACCCCCCAGCGACCAGCUGGAGCUGAUUGCUACUGGAGUUUUCGCCAAGCCCUCGCUCUCAGCCCAGCCCAGCCCAGCGGUGUCCCCAGGAGGGGACGUGACCCUGCAGUGUCAGAGCCAAUACGGUUUUGACCAAUUUGCUCUGUACAAGGAGGGGGACACUGGGCCCUACAAGGGACCAGAGCGGUGGUACCGGGCUGAUUUCCCCAUCGUCACAGUGACUGCUGCCCACAGCGGAACCUACCGAUGCUACAGCUUUUCCAGUGCAUCCCCGUACCUGUGGUCAGCCCCCAGCAAUCCCUUGGACCUUGUGGUCACAGGGACCUCUGUGACCUCCACCCGGUUGCCCACAAAACCACCUUCCUCCAUAACAGAAUUCCCAGAAGCCUCCAGGAAACUGAACAUCUCAUUCGUAAACAAAGUCUCCACAACGAAGCCUUCUAGGAAUAUCACCGUCUCCCCAAAGGGGUCAGACACUCCAACUGGUCUUGCCCACCAGCACUACACUAAGGGCAAUCUGGUCCGGAUAUGCCUUGGGGCGGUGAUUCUAAUACUCUUGGUGGGGUUUCUGGCAGAAGAUUGGCACAGCCGAAGGAAACCCCUGGUGCACCGGGUCAGAGCUGUCCACAGGCCACUCCCACCCCUCCCACGGACACAGAAAUCACUUGGUUGUCAGGAAUGGGGUCGACCAGAUGGUCAUAAACCUGGGUGCCACCAUUAGAAUCCCAAGGCUUGGUUAUAUCUAAGGGAUAGGUCAUGGGAGUGGGAAGAGGACUUGUAUGGCGUGUGAGAGAAAGAGGCUAGAGGCUACAGCUGUGGCAAAGGAGGGCCAGUGGCCCUUUCUUGGAGCUCCAUCAAGAAGCUGGUGACUCAGUGUCUCUUUGGCUCUGUGCCGGAAACUCCUUUUGUUUGGGAUGGAAGGAAUGUCGUGGAUGCCAAAGUCUCUUCACCGUUAUCUUGCAUGCUGUGGAUUUUGUGGUACCCUAACUGGGCCAUCAUCCUUACUCUUCUGUCAGCCUUCUCUAAAAAGGGUUCCAGAUUGACCUCUCAUAUUCUUAACUCUCAUAGCUGACCUUGUUCUAUUCUCUGCACAAAACCCUCCCACAUUCCCCCCUUGCCCACCUGUGCUCUUUUCUGGUUAUCCCCAAGCUACCCUUCACUCCAACCCUAUCCUCAAAGGCAGACUGAUAAAUCUCCUUUUGUUUCUUGGAAUGGGCCUGCUGCUUUCAGGCUUUUGGGCAUUCUGUUCUUUUCCCUAGAAUAUGAUAGCUAUAAUUAACCUGUCAAUGGCUUCUCUUCAUAUUAGAAAGAGAGUCCAAAGUCCUAAACUUGUCCUACAGACCAGAAUAGGUAAAUCCACAGAGACAGAAAACAGACUGGUGGUUGCCAGGGGUUGAGGGGAGGAAAGAAUAGGGAGUAAUUACUUAAUCAAUAUAUAUAUAUAUAAUCUUGGGAUGGUGGAAAUUUUUGGAACUAGAUGGAGAUGGUGGUUCCACAACAUUGUGACGGUGCAAAAUGCCACUGAGUUGUUCACUUUAAAGUGGCUAGCUUUAUGUAAUCUGAAUUUCACCUCAAUAAAAAGAAAAAAAUCA
This is a messenger RNA of Equus caballus (horse), 2020 nucleotides long. RefSeq names its product glycoprotein VI platelet (gene GP6). The record is from RefSeq and is a predicted model, not a curated record. NCBI's taxonomy places the organism in Eukaryota, Metazoa, Chordata, Mammalia, Perissodactyla, Equidae.